UUUAUUUUAAUGCUCUUGUUUUUUGUUGGUCUCUCUUUCGAGAAGGCGAUUGCAGAGAACAACAACAAAGGUCUCAGUGCAAAGAGAAAACAAGGAUAGAAAGAGAAAGAUAGAGAGAGAGAAACGACAGCCUCAGAAACAACAGACAGAGAGAUAUGGAGAGACCUAGGUAUAUAGACUCGGAGAGAAAUUAAAAAGAGAAGAAUUCAAACAGUUUUAUUUAUUUUUUUCUCCGAAUCCCACAGAGAAAAGAAAACGAUGUCUGAGAGCUCUGCACACUUUUACAACCUGCAACUAUAAGAGAGCAGAUAAUACAGAAGAAGGUGGGCGGUUGUUAGGGGGCUAAAAAGGACGUUAUGAUGAAGAAGAGGAUACUGAUAUGGGAAUAGCGGCAGCUCCACUCUCUUCUGUUACUUCUCAUUCGAAGGGUCAUAAUUCAAUCAAAAUCUUGGAGAAAGAAAAUUACUUCAAUUCUAUGUCCCAAGAAUUUCAUCAAGGUGUAUUCAGUUUCUUGAAUGGAUUCGAGAGAUCGCAACAAGAACAGCAGCAGCGGCAUCAGCAUCAACCGCAGCUCGUAACACAGCAGAUCAGCCGGGAUAAACUCAGAGUUCAAGGCUUUGAGCCGGCACUUCCAUUGGUAGGUAUGGAAGAAGAAUCCAGUGGACUUCCGGUGUAUGAAACCGCCGGAAUUUUGUCUGAAAUGUUCAAUUUUCCAUCUGGUACAGCCACAGCUACGGAAUUAUUAGAGAACCAGAUAUCACAGAAUUACCGGAAUUCAAGACAAACUCCGCCUACCGGAGCCGUCUCCAGUGACUGGUUCUCCAAUCGGCAAGGACUGGGGGUGAGUGGUUUAGGGCCUUUGGGAGAUUCAAAAGAACGGACUAUAGUUAGUGACACUGCUCAUCAUCACCACCAGAACCAGAUUUCAGGCAUUAAUGCAGACUCUGCAGCAGCCAUGCAGCUUUUCUUGAUGAACCCACAACAACAAAGGUCACCAUCUCCAUCUCACUCUCAUCAUCCUUCUCAGCCUUCAUCCUCAUCUACUCUCCACAUGUUGCUUCCAAAUCCAUCUUCUUCUUCCACUCUCCAAGCCUUCCACAACCAAGAAGGGGCUUUUGGCGGCGGCUGCUCAUCCCAAUUUACCUGGGUUCCAAACAGUGGCAACGACAGCAACCCUAAUGAAAUUCCGGGAGUUGUGGAAGGACAAGGGCUUUCUUUAUCAUUAUCUUCUUCACUACAACACUUGGAGGCAGCCAAGGCUGAGGAAUUGAGAAUUGGAGAAGGAGGGAUGCUAUUUUUUGGUCAAGGUGUAGGGUCAACUUCAACGCCAUACCAAUUCAAGAAUCUGGGUGGUGGUGUUGGUAAUCAGCCACUGCAUUUACAAGGGGUAGUGGGUCCGAACCACCAGCUACAGGUCGGAUUAGGGUCUUCCUUUUCAUCGGUUCACAUGUUAAGGAAUUCAAAGUACGCGAAGGCGGCUCAAGAAUUGUUGGAAGAAUUUUGUAGUGUUGGUAGGUCUCAAUUCAAGAAGAAUAAAUUUGGUAAGCAGAAUACUUCAAACCCUAGUUCCAAUCCAAGGGGCUCCGGUGGUGGCGGAGGAAAUUCACCAUCGUCUUCAAAAGAUCCAACUCCAUUAUCAGCUGCUGAUAGGCUCGAGCAUCAGAGAAGGAAGGUUAAACUAUCAUCUAUACUUGAUGAGGCAUGUAAUCACUCUCUCUCUACAUAUCAUCAAGCGCUGAAAUAUCUCUCUCUCUCUUCCUCUACAUAUCAUCAAGGGCUGAAAUUUCUUGGUAAUUUAGUCCACCAUGGGAUACAUAAAAUCCUGGUGGAUCGAAGAUACAACCAUUACUGCGAGCAGAUGCAAAUGGUGGUGAAUUCUUUCGACAUGGUGAUGGGAUUUGGAGCGGCCGUACCAUACACAUCACUUGCACAGAAGGCCAUGUCUCGCCAUUUCCGGUGCCUGAAAGACGCCAUAGCAGCACAAUUGAAACACUGCUGUGAGCUUUUAGGAGAAAAAGAUGCUGCUGGUUUAUCAGGAGUGACCAAAGGAGAGACUCCAAGACUCAGAAUUUUGGAACAAAGCCUUAGACAGCAAAGAGCAUUUCAUCAGAUGGGAAUGAUGGAACAAGAAGCAUGGAGACCCCAAAGAGGCUUGCCUGAACGCUCUGUCAACAUUUUGAGAGCUUGGCUUUUUGAGCAUUUUCUGCAUCCGUAUCCAAGCGAUGCAGAUAAGCAUCUGUUGGCUCGACAGACUGGUCUAUCAAGAAACCAGGUCUCAAACUGGUUCAUUAAUGCCAGGGUCCGUUUGUGGAAACCCAUGGUAGAAGAGAUGUAUCAACAAGAGGCCACUGAAGAAGAGGCAGAAGAGAGAGAGACUAAUGCACAAACUCCAAGACAACAGCAGCAGUCCAAUACCAACAUUGCUGCAGAGACAGCUGCUACUGCUUCUGCAAUUACUCCAUCAGGCAAAAGAUCCCAAAUCAAUGAACAAGAAAACGACCAUUCAUUCGUUGCAAUUAAUACUCACUCUUCAUCGGAAAACCAGGCUACACAACCCAACAUAAUGCCUGAUUCCACCUCCGCCGUGGCAGCACAAUCUUUUCCGGCAGCCGCUCGCCACCAAUAUGGGACUGUUGAUGCUGUUUCUGGGAAUGCUGACAUUGAUGAAUCUACGCUUAUAAGAUUUGGGACGAGUACAGGUGACGUGUCACUCACACUAGGGCUACGUCAUGCCGGAAACCUACCGGAGAAGAGUCCCUUUUUAGUUAGAGACUUUGGGGGAUGUUAGAGCUAAAAGAUACGGCACUUAUAAAAUAAGUAAAUCUCGACAGUUGGUCUGUCUUUUGCUUAGUGGAUUAUUUUUUGUUUUCUUCAUCUCUGUAGACAAAUACAUAAUUAAAAAAGUAAUUUUCGUAAGGUGAACUAACUUUAUCAUAAUUGUAUAGUUAUAAUAUUCUGUAUAUGUUAAAUAUACUAGACUCAAUUUAA
Molecule: messenger RNA, 2988 nt
Organism: Olea europaea var. sylvestris
Lineage: Eukaryota; Viridiplantae; Streptophyta; Magnoliopsida; Lamiales; Oleaceae
Product: BEL1-like homeodomain protein 4
Exons: 5
Coding region: 380-2788 (802 amino acids)
Biological process (GO): regulation of transcription by RNA polymerase II
Molecular function (GO): DNA-binding transcription factor activity, RNA polymerase II-specific; RNA polymerase II cis-regulatory region sequence-specific DNA binding
Source: RefSeq, a predicted model, not a curated record